ACGGGCGCAGAUCACGUGAUCUACAUGGUUACCGGCGGCAAAGGCCGAGUGACAUAAAAUGGCGGCGGGCAGGACCAGGGUGGCGUUGAAGACGGUGAAAGAUAUCAGCGUACAGUUUUGUCCUUUCCAAUCCAAUGUCCGAAGCGCCAGAGAAUUUCUUGCGGCAAUAGGAACCAAAAAGGCUCGUCAAACAAACUCCAACUGUCGGAUUGUAGCUGAUGUAAAGCAUGAUGAGACAGAGCCUGUAAUAUCUAUAAAAUUCAAUGAUGGAGAAAGCUUGAUAAUGAAGGCAGCAAACUUGACAACCAAAGAGAUGCUAUCAUUUUUCGAUGAGAUAUGUGUGGCCAAGGACCCUCGGGCACAAGAAACUGGAUCCAAAAAAAGCUGAUUUAUGUUACAAUGAACAUUCCUGCUAACGUGUUCACUGACAAUUCUAACCUGGGAAAGUGCUGAAUGACGACUGACUUGUUUAAUUAGAUGUAUUGAUCACCUACAAUGUACAGAACAGUCUAGUAUUAUGAAACUCUCAGUUCAUCAUUCAACAUACUUCUGAGUCAUGAUUUUAGAAUCUAUGUCCUCCAGAGCUGAGUUCAAUAAAAUUUGGAUUAAUGAAGAAA
Amblyraja radiata (thorny skate) is the source of this 617-nucleotide messenger RNA. RefSeq names its product mitochondrial ribosomal protein L53 (gene mrpl53). The record is from RefSeq and is a predicted model, not a curated record. The transcript is spliced from 3 exons. Bases 59 to 388 code for a protein of 109 amino acids. Gene Ontology annotation, cellular component: mitochondrial large ribosomal subunit. Lineage: Eukaryota; Metazoa; Chordata; Chondrichthyes; Rajiformes; Rajidae.